Messenger RNA from Fusarium redolens, 537 nucleotides. RefSeq lists its product as uncharacterized. Bases 1 to 537 code for a protein of 178 amino acids. The transcript is spliced from 2 exons. The record is from RefSeq and is a predicted model, not a curated record. NCBI's taxonomy places the organism in Eukaryota, Fungi, Ascomycota, Sordariomycetes, Hypocreales, Nectriaceae.
AUGUCCGACAAGCACACGCACAACAGCCCAACAAGACCUGAACAGCACUGCCAGCUGCGACCUUUGACCAAGCUUCAUGCUAGUCGAAUGCUACCAACAUUGAGUAUCAACGCUCAUUCUCGUCAGCAAGAUGAAGAUGACAGCAACCUAACACCUCCUUCUGUAGGCCGUUGGACUCACACCAGCGCACAGCCAGACGAAGAUGAUUGGAAGCCCAAGCACAAUAACCGCUUGGUGGAACCCAACCCAUCUCAGUUUCUUCAAUCCAAGAAGCCUAACAAGAAGGCAAAGAAAACUCAAUUCACCGAUCCGCCGGAGUUCCUCGAACACAAGACACUCAAUGACGAGACGGCAUUGCCUUCAAAGAUCAGCGCAUCACGGUUUCUUUUGUCUGAGGAGGCGACUGAUGGGUCAAAGACGGGUCGGCCUCGGAUUCCUCCUCAAGAGGAAAAUAAACGCAAUCGGGACUACAAAGGCAUCUUACUCCGUCCGUUUUAUGUUAGAAACCUCAAGGUGGCACAAAGUGCUGGUCUUUGA